Molecule: messenger RNA, 2421 nt
Organism: Vigna radiata var. radiata (mung bean)
Lineage: Eukaryota; Viridiplantae; Streptophyta; Magnoliopsida; Fabales; Fabaceae
Product: pentatricopeptide repeat-containing protein At2g36240
Exons: 2
Coding region: 116-1564 (482 amino acids)
Molecular function (GO): protein binding
Source: RefSeq, a predicted model, not a curated record
AUAUUUUAAAAUUAUUUUUACAAUUUACAAUAAACAAAAAAAUUAGGACAAUUUUUUUUUUUUUCACUUUAAGAACACGUUAAGAUAAUCAUUAGGUCUUAUUGAGAAACAGAAAAUGGCGACGAAGAAGUUGAUGAAAGCGAGAGCAUUGGCAACAGUAAAAUCUUCUUCAGCGAUCCCCAACCUCCCUCUUCCCUCUCCACCCUCUGACACACCCGUGUCCCAAGUUCACUAUGCCCGCUUCCUGGACUUCUUGAAGGCCCAUUGGGCCCCGCCGUUCACCCCCGACACCCUCCUCCACUUCCUAAAAUCGAAGCUCCACCACCACCCUUCCUUCUCUCAAUUCGACUUCCACCUCUUCACCUGGGCCUCCUCCCUCGACUCAUUUCACCACACCCAUGCCACGUUCCACUGGAUGGCCCGCACCCUCGCCGCCACCCAUCGCCUCCCCCAGCUCCGCGCCCUUCUCCACCUCAUCGCCACCCACCCCUGCCCCUGCUCUCCCUCCAUCUUCUGCUGCCCCCACACCCAACCCAUCUUCUCCCACGCCAUCCACGCCUUCUCCAAAUCCUCCCAACUCCACCACGCCCUCUCCGCAUUCCACUCCAUGACCAAACUGAUCGACUCCAAGCCAGACGUCGCCGUUUUCAACGUCCUCAUCCACGCCUUCGUCAAACGCGGUAACCUAAACCAAGCCCUCCAGUUUUACCGCGAGAUGGUGGUUAGCCACCGCGUUAAGCCUGACGUUUUCACCUUCAACAUUUUGAUAAGUGGUUACUGCCGGAACUCGCAGUUCGCAUUGGCGUUGGAUGUGUUUCAAGAGAUGGGGAAAAUGGGGUGCGAGCCCAAUGUGGUUACUUUCAAUACCUUGAUCAGGGGGAUGUUUAGAGAGGGGAGGGUUGAGGAUGCCAUUGAGAUGGCUCGCGAGAUGGUUCAAUUAGGGUGUGAGCUUUCGUGUGUUACUUGUGAGGUUUUGGUUCAAGGGCUUUGUAAGGAAGGGAGGGUUUUGCAGGCGUGUGAGUUGUUGCUGGAGUUUUCUGAAAAGAGGGUUUUGCCUAAAGGGUUUGAUUGUUUUGCUUUGGUGGAGGUUUUGUGUGGGCAAGGGUGUGCUGUGAGAGCGUUGGAAGUUGUUUAUGAGUUGUGGAAUGGGGGGAGUGUUCCGAGUUUGGUUGCUUGUAUUGCUGUGGUUGAUGGGUUGAGGGGGUUGGGGAAGACCCAUGAGGUGCAGAGAUUGGUGGAAAGGAUGCUUGAUGAGGGUAUGGUGCUGGAUGUUGUGACUUUCAAUUGUGUUCUUCGGGAUAUUUGCGAUGCACGCAGAACCGAUGAGGCGAAUAGAUUGAUGUUACUUGCUUUGAGCAAGGGUUUGGAACCGGAUGACAUGACUUAUAGGACUUUGGUAAUAGGGUAUACGGAGGAGGGAGGGAGGGAGAAAGGAGAGUUUCUGGUGAAUGAAAUGUUGGAUAGGGGGUUCAUACCUAAUCUUGCUUCAUAUAAUAAGUUGAUGAGUGGAUUGUCUAAUUGCAGACCCUCUACAUGCCGUCAAGUAAACAAAUUUGAUCGCUGAAGAUGCAAAUAUUUAAGAAUUAACUUGGAUUUCAAUUGACACCGUUGAUGGGCCAAGGUGAUUGUGAAAUGAUUGUGAACUGGACUGGUAAGGGAAUUGGAAACAUGUGUGGAGGAUUGAAACGACAAAACUCCUUGUCUCAUAACUGCAAAAAACCAGUAGAUAAUCUGCAGUCACUCAGGAGACGUGUCAUGGGAGCUGUACUGUUCCAUUGAUUAAGACCAGGACAGAUGCCAUUACAGCUGUGCUAAAGCCACUUGAUUAAAUACCAGAAGUGGUAUCAUUUGAUCUAUUCACCAUUGAUCGGUACACAGAGGAGUGUUGUUAAAGUUAAGAACUCAAAACCAAGCUGGAAGCAGUGCUGUUGAGUACUUGGACAAUUGCAGUACUUUUGUUGAGGCCAAAGAUCCUUGUACACCUUCAACAUGUUUUGACAAAACAAAGAAGUAUAUAAUGUUUUAGUAGAUUAUUUUAACAGAUAUUAAUAAGCAUUGUAUAAUCUAAGCAGAAUGGACAGGGGGACAUACAGGAUGAAAGAAAAAAGAAACUACGAGAUGAUAGUUUGUAUCAUCUUCUGUUUUGGUUUGAUUGAUAGUCCAAAAUUUACUUUUUUAAUGAUGUUGACCUACAAUUACUUUCUUAGGUUUCAUCCUUUUGUGUUUUCUCUUUUAUGCUUCAUAUUCUCAUGUGACAACUUUGGCCAUGCUAUUUAAAAUCUGCAAAUUGCUGUAUGUCACUUCAUUAUCUGAUUUUUAUGUCAUAUUUUGGCUUCUAUAAAGUGAAGAACACCCUUUAGAAGAUAAUGAUUUUAUAUUUAGAAAAUUAACUGUUGUGAUAAUAACCAAAUACAUGAACGU